AUGACUCACCAGUUCACAUCGCUGUCUCCGGACCAGAAGAAGGAGCUGUCUGAAAAUGCUCAAAAGAUUGUGGCCACAGGAAAGGGCAUCCUGGCUGCAGAUGAAUCAACAGGAACCAUGGGGAAGCGCCUCCAGAACAUAAACGUUGAAAACACUGAGGAGAACCGACGCUGCUUCAGGGAUCUCUUGUUCUCGUCUGAUCCCAUUACCAGUGUGGGUGGGGUCAUUCUCUUUCACGAGACCCUCUAUCAGAAGUCAGACUCCGGCAAACUGUUCCCCCAGGUCAUUAAAGAUAAGGGCAUUGUUGUAGGCAUCAAGGUGGACAAGGGCACUGCAGGGCUCUCAGGAACAGACGGGGAAACCACUACACAAGGUCUUGAUGGUCUGUCUGAGCGUUGUGCCCAGUACAAGAAAGACGGAUGCGACUUUGCAAAGUGGCGCUGUGUGCUCAAGAUCUCGGAGAACUCACCUUCCGCUCUGAGUAUUGCAGAGAACGCCAAUGUUCUGGCCAGAUACGCCAGCAUCUGUCAACAGAAUGGUCUGGUGCCCAUUGUAGAACCAGAGAUCCUUCCUGAUGGCACGCAUGACCUUCAGCGCUGCCAGUACGUCACAGAGAAGGUACUCGCUGCUGUGUACAAAGCUCUUUCUGAUCACCACGUUUACCUGGAGGGAACUUUGCUUAAGCCCAACAUGGUGACACCAGGAAAUGCCUGCCCCAAGAAAUUCAACCCUCAGGAGGUAGCCAUGGCAACAGUGUCCGCUCUGAGGCGCACUGUCCCGGCUGCUGUGCCAGGGAUCUGCUUCCUCUCUGGUGGACAGAGUGAAGAAGAGGCUUCUAUUCACCUGAACGCCAUAAACCAGGUGCCUCUCCAUCGCCCCUGGAAACUCACCUUCUCUUACGGCCGCGCUCUGCAGGCCUCCACCCUCGUUGCCUGGAAGGGCAAAGCCGAGAACAAAGCCGCCGCUCAGGAAGCUUUCUGCACCAGGGCCAAAAUCAAUGGCCUGGCUUCUAAAGGAGAGUACAAACCCAGUGGCUCUGCUGACCAGGCGUCCACACAGUCUCUCUUCACAAAGAACUACGUCUAUUAA
This is a messenger RNA of Knipowitschia caucasica, 1089 nucleotides long. The record is from the annotation of a GenBank genome assembly. NCBI's taxonomy places the organism in Eukaryota, Metazoa, Chordata, Actinopteri, Gobiiformes, Gobiidae.